Messenger RNA from Phacochoerus africanus (Common warthog), 1674 nucleotides. RefSeq names its product chromosome 10 C4orf48 homolog (gene NICOL1). The record is from RefSeq and is a predicted model, not a curated record. The transcript has 4 exons. NCBI's taxonomy places the organism in Eukaryota, Metazoa, Chordata, Mammalia, Artiodactyla, Suidae. Bases 1158 to 1619 code for a protein of 153 amino acids.
GUGACCCCGCGGGGCUGCUGCGCAGGGCCGGCCGCCCCGCCCCACUUGGUGGCUGUGACCGCGAGACCCCGGCGCAGGGCUGCGGAUGCAGAGCCAGGAAAUGCGCACGUCCGGGAUCGCGGGCCGCAGUCCCCCAGACCCCGCGCGUUUCCGGACGCCGCGGGAUCCAGGCCCGGGCUGCAGCGCGAGCCUGUCCCUGAGCCCCACGGGGAGGAGAGAGAGGCGGUCACAGGGCACGCCUCCCCCCCCUCAGGCAGCAAACCCGCGAGGGGGCGACAACUGACUCAAGGCCCAGGUGUGGGACAGAGGACGUCUAGGCUCGACGCUGCCCACCAGCAAGGGGCCGGGCGCUGCCCGGCGCUCUGGAACUCUGGCGUGGGCACGGGCCUAGGCGCGUUCCCGGAAGAUCGCGGCCUCCGCAACAGGCUGGGCCUUGUUGAGGCUAAGUAGACGCCAAGUGGAGCCCAUCCCUCUCAGCGGGAGCGAGUCUGCCCCGCACGCGUGAGGCUGGCAGACCUGACGUCCGCGUGCAUCGGGGUGCCCGUGGGGACCGCACUUGGCUCUUUGCCUCCAACACCCUUGUGCAUCCGCGGAGGAGAAAAGGGCACAGAGAGGCCAAGCGACCCCCCCGGGGUCGUGCAGCAGGGUGGGCUAUGCGGCAAAUAGGGUCAGGGCACAGAGAGGUGAGGGGGACCUGGAAGGCCGCCGGGCUUCUCCCCUGCCCCUCUCGCCAGAGUGAGGAGCCGAGAAAGGGGAACCCCACGGGCCCGCCUGCCGGGGGCGCUCCUGGCCGCAGUCUCUCCCGGCCCCAGUCCCUCCCGACUGGACUCCACCGGCCUAGGAGCAGAGGCCCCGCCUUUGCAUUCACUGGCCCUCAGUCCCCGGCAUGCAUCGAGCCACUCCCUGGGAUCAGCUCAGGGACACCCAAGGAUCGCCAAGCUCCAGCGGCAGAUUUCCCGCUUCCUCGGCUUUGCUCCCGCCGCCGGCGGCUCUGGAGGUGCUGUCCACGCGCCGCCUCCUACGGGCGGCCCUCCCGACUCCAUCGCCUACGGGCUUGACGGUGCUUCAGGCGCAGACCCCGGCCGGGGCCGAGGAACCGGGACAGGGAGCCGCCUGGGUCCCUUUAAACUAGCGGUUCGCGCAGUCCCCGGGUUUCCAUGACGACGGCGGACGGGUGGGGGACCCGGGCGGGGUCCGGGCGCAUGCGCGUGCGCGCCGGACGCAGCGCGUCUUCCCGAGUCGCCCGCUCUGCUGUCGCGGGGUCCCCGAACCGCGGCCGCCCGGGCUUCCUCCACUCGGCCAUGGCCCCCUCGCCGCCGUGCUGGCCCCCGAGGUCGUCAUCGCGGCUGCUGCUGCUGCUGCUGCUGCUGCUACUACUGAGUGUCGCGCUGCUGGGCGUCCAGGCCCGGGCCGAACCCGCCGCCGCCGCCGCCGCCGCCGCCGGGAGCGCGCUCCCCGCACAGAGCCGCCCGUGCGUGGACUGCCACGCUUUCGAGUUCAUGCAGCGCGCUCUGCAGGACCUUCGGAAGACGGCCUACAGCCUGGACGCGCGGACGGAGACUCUCCUGCUGCAGGCGGAGCGCCGGGCCCUGUGUGCCUGCUGGCCGGCUGGGCGCUGAGGACCCUCAACUGGCACUGUUCUUUCACCAAUAAACACCUGGCCUGUCGUGUCUA